AUGAGAAGUAAUAGUAGUAGUAGAAAGGAUCCUUCAUCACCACCACACUUCCCCGAUCUCUCCCUCCACAUCAGCCUCCCCUCCACCGCCGCGGCGGUGGCCGACCUUUCCUACAGCGAGAGCAGCAGGAGUAGCGGUUCCACCACUACGGAUUCCGGCGGCAGCGAUUCCAGCCACGACCACAGCAAGAACACGGCUCCCGACGGCUUCCUCAGAUUGGGGACGCUCGACGGUCAUGUUCAUCAUCAUUAUUAUCACCAACAAAGCCAUCACUCGAUGCAUAUGAUGGGGGUUCGUUCCGCUUCUUACCACCACUAUCAGCCGCAAAUCUACGGCAGGGAUUUCAAGAGAAGCGGCGGUGGCGGUGGAAGGAGGAGCGUUAGAGCGCCGAGGAUGAGAUGGACCACCACCCUCCACGCUCACUUCGUUCACGCCGUCCAGCUCCUCGGCGGCCAUCAAAGAGCGACGCCGAAAUCGGUGUUAGAGCUGAUGAACGUGAGGGAUCUAACCCUAGCUCACGUCAAGAGCCACUUACAGAUGUAUAGAACGGUAACGGACAAAGGACUACCAGCAGGAGGAGAGAUGACAGAGAAAGACGAUGAUGAUCUGAACCAAAUUCCUGGCCAUGGAAUCAGUCAUUGCUGCAGUGAUCAUGAUAAUGGUGAACAAGACAUGAUCGAUGAAGUUGAUGUUAGAAACGGAACAACAACAAGAUGAGGAUACCGAAUCUGGAGCUGAGUCGCGGACUAGGUCGCUUUCUUUAAGACGUUCGCGGCACUGCCCUCGAUGCGCACGGCAGACUAUCAACCGGUCGUCUCCAGGAUAAAACAGCUCCUCUGUGUACUCGCGGUUUUGUGCGAAAACCGGAGCUCUCUGAACACUCUCUCUAUUGUGUUUAUGCUCGUUGUGGUGUGUUUAGAGGGGCUGGGGAGGCGGCUAUUUAUAGGAGCCGAACCCCUAGGAAUAUACCCUCUUGCUUGGGGAAUAAGUCGGAUUAAUUAAGGAAGAUAAUUACUUCCUUAAUUAAAACCGUCGGUUAGGAUAAAUCCUGCGGAGAUUAUCCUUCGAAUAUUCCUUUUCAAUCGAUUAUCCCUUGGAAUAUUCCUCAGAGUAACCGAUUAAUAAUUAAUU
Messenger RNA from Linum tenue, 1131 nucleotides. The record is from the annotation of a GenBank genome assembly. NCBI's taxonomy places the organism in Eukaryota, Viridiplantae, Streptophyta, Magnoliopsida, Malpighiales, Linaceae.